UUGAUGACGUUUUGCGUUGAUGCAAUUUUCUUUAUACACAAUCAUUGCGACUGUUUUCACAAAUAAAAUUAAGUAAUUAUUUAAAAACUUAGAAAAUGGCUUCGAGCGGUGCUGAAGUGGAAACAGAUAAUGACGCUGCCAUUAGACCGUCUGGUGGGAAUAAAAUUCAUUUUACAAAAGACGUAAAGUCCGCAAUUGAUAAGGUAUUAAAAACUGACGACCCCAUGGACUCGCCAGACUUCAACACUGUCGAUUACAUUAAUCAACUCUUUCCGAACGAACAAUCUUUGGUGAGCAUUGAUGAGACUAUUCAGCGCAUGCAAUGCGAGGUGUCACUAAUUGAUGAUAAUAUCCGCGCUGUGGUACGUGGACAGACAAAUACGGGUCAAGAUGGACAAAUGGCCCUAACGGAAGCACGAAAGGUUAUAUCAGCAUUGUAUGUGCAUAUUAUAGAUGUGAAAACGCGUGCCGAGAAAACGGAGGAAAUGGUAAAGGAGAUUACACGCGAUAUCAAGCAAUUGGACUGCGCAAAACGAAAUCUCACUUCGGCAAUAACUACACUAAACCAUCUCCAUAUGCUAGUAGGCGGAAUUGAAAGUUUAAAUAAAUUGAUUGAAAAGCGUUUAUAUGGUGAGAUACUUAAUCCAUUGCAAGCAAUUACCGAAGUAAACCAACAUUUUAAGCAAUAUUCUGAUAUUGAAGAAAUAAAGAAUCUCUCCCAAAAUGUCGAUAAGAUCCAAGUAACAUUGGCCAAACAAAUUACGGACGAUUUUAAAGAUGCAUUUUCGCCCAAAUCAAGUUCGGCAGCAAAUGCUGGAAACAAGCAACGUUUGGGUUUAAAUCAGUUGACAGACGCAUGUAAAGUGAUUUCUGUGUUAGAUCCGAAGGUCAAAAAGGAGCUAUUAAAGUGGUUUAUUGCUCAACAACUGGAAGAAUACUUGCAACUGUUUCACGAAAACCAAGAUAUAGCCUGGUUAGACAAAAUCGAUAAGCGUUAUGCGUGGCUUAAGCGGCACCUACUCGACUUUGAGGAUAAAUUCGGCGCAGUCUUCCCGCUUGAUUGGGAAGUAUCUGAACGCAUUACCGUCGAGUUUUGCCGUCUCACACACGAGCAACUCACUCAAAUCAUGGCAAAGCGCAGCAAUGAAAUAGAUGUACGUCUUUUGCUCUUUGCCAUCAAUAAAACACAAGCUUUUGAGCAGUUGCUUUCCAAACGCUUCACUGGUAUCACAUUGGGCGCUGAAAAGCUAAUUACACCAGCAGCUCUUAAGGUAUUACCUGAAAGUGGUGUUGGCGAUCCUAACGCGCCGCCUACAAUUGGUUUAUUUCACGAUCAGAUUGGUAGUUGCUUCAAAUCACAUCUGGGUAUUUAUAUUAAAAGUAUUGACCGUAAUUUAUCGGAGUUAAUGGAAAAAUUUGUCGAAAUGGCCAAGGAGCCGCUCAAAGUGUCUGAGUCAAAAACCACUGUAUAUCCAAGUUCAGCAGACUUAUUUGUAUUCUACAAGAAGUGUAUGGUGCAAUGCAACCAGCUAAGCAAUGAGCAGCCUAUGUAUGAAUUAGCCUUGGUGUUCAAAAAAUAUCUACGCGAGUAUGCAAGCAAGGUAUUAGAGUUCAGUAUGCCGAAAUUGAUGACUACAACUGCGUCAAUUGGCAAAAGCAUGUCUUUACUUACCCGUGAUAUGCAGAAUCUCUCCACAGCAGCCGGUCAAGUAUUCCACAACUUUUUAAAGGAGGGAGAGACGCAACGUUUCACACGCGAAGAUCUAAUACAAAUUUGUUGUGUCUUAACCACCGCCGAAUACUGUUUGGAGACUGUACAGCAAUUAGAGGAUAAACUAAAGGAGAAAGUAUCCGCAGCCUAUGUAAACAAAAUUGAUAUGUCAGAAGAAAAGGAUGUGUUUCAUCGCAUUAUCUCGAACAGCAUACAAUUGCUUGUACAGGAUUUAGAAGCAGGCUGUGAACCGUCUCUUCAAUCCAUGGCCAAAGUGCAGUGGCAGAGUAUUAGCAACGUCGGUGAUCAAAGCUCCUUCAUCAGCAGUAUGUGCGCGAAUUUCAAGCAUACCGUUCCCGUUAUUCGAGACAAUCUGGCCACCUCACGAAAAUAUUUUACACAAUUUUGCCAUAAAUUUGUCAAUGCAUUCAUUCCAAAAUUCAUUAACGUUCUAUACAAAUGUAAGCUGACGCAUUCCGAUGGCUCCAACAAUGUGUUAGGUUGUGAGCAACUUUUGCUCGAUACGCACAGCCUAAAAACGGCACUGCUAGACAUGCCCUCAAUUGGUUCGAGUGUGAAUCGCAAGGCCCCCACCAGCUACACCAAAGUUGUCGUGAAGGAUAUGACACGUGCCGAAAUGAUCAUUAAAGUGGUAAUGACUCCCGUACAACCGCCAUCGCAUUUCACUCAACAAGUACUUAAACUGCUGCCGGACAUCACUAUUGCUGAGUAUCAAAAAAUUCUGGAUAUGAAGGCCGUGAAGCGUGUGGAUCAAUUACAAUUGAUUGACCUAUUUAAACACACUGCUUCACAUGUAUCUGUAGUUGGAGGUGAUGCGCCGGAGGCAUCGCCAACGACUGAAGAUAGUGGCUUAUCGGCACAGGCGGAAUUGAAUGCAAACAUGAAUUCAGAUGCUAUUUCGGUGGUGUCAAAGGAAGCCAUUGACAGUGGCGAUACUAAUACAGCGGCACAAUCUACAGCUACAGCCGGCACCACGUCCACGCCUAAACGUGCUUUUAUUUUUAGUGUUGGUAGUUUUACUGGUGGCACAGAGAAGACCGCAGAUGGCUCAUCCAAUGGUGGUGGAGAUCGUGGGCGCAUACGCAAACUGGAGAGCUUGCUGAAGAAGCGUUUACCGUAAGGCGAUAGUGCAUACACGAAAAAAUUGAAUGUCUCGGGAUUUUAAGUUUUAAAUUGUUUGUUUAUCCAUUUCACUUCAUUUUGGGUGAGUAUUACAUUCCAUUUUUGAUUUUUGAAUUUUAUCUGUUUUGAAUCUGUAUGUACGCAUAUGCACUUGAUAUAUUCUGCAAUAUUGAAAAAAUAAAAAUAUUUAUGCAGUACAUAUGUA
Molecule: messenger RNA, 3059 nt
Organism: Anastrepha ludens (Mexican fruit fly)
Lineage: Eukaryota; Metazoa; Arthropoda; Insecta; Diptera; Tephritidae
Gene: Vps53
Product: vacuolar protein sorting-associated protein 53 homolog
Exons: 7
Coding region: 96-2852 (918 amino acids)
Biological process (GO): retrograde transport, endosome to Golgi
Cellular component (GO): GARP complex
Source: RefSeq, a predicted model, not a curated record